GCUUAGAGCGGCAUUCAGAAACGGGACUUGGACUCGGCGACGCGGCUUCUCGUUUCGUUUACAGUUUCGGCUUACAGUGGAGUCGGUUUUCGGUUUUCGGUUUCGGUGUCGGCGUCGGUGUCGGUUUUCGGAGUCGGUUUUUGUCGCGCCGCUUGAUCGGUUGCAACCUCAGCGGUUUUUAUCGGGUCUAUUGCAUUCGGGCGAAGCCGUGAUUGAUGGUCUGAACACAACGGACACGACAGUUGCCGCAUCGGUCUCGGUCAGUGCAGUCGCAACAGUUAGAGGCACACAGCUCCAUUGAACUCUGACCCCCCGUCUGACCAUUUGACAAUCGACAAGCAAUCAAAACAAUCGAAAGUGCAAUCAAAUAUUUUGUGUGUUUUUGAGAACAGAACGAACCUUUUGCGAACAAAUCACCGGGGAUUUUUAUAGCGGUCGAGCUACGAGGCUUUCCUUAUUUCCUAUUUCAAAAAAAACAUAACAAACAAAAACCAUUCAACGGAAAGAUAUAUCAAACAGAAAUACGGGGCAAACGAAGUUCAAUUUCGCCGCGCGGGUUUUAUUUGGGGGCUGUUUCUGCUGCCGCCUGUCGUCGUGUGCUUGGGCUUCAUAAAUUAUCCAAACAGAGCGCAUUUUUGAGAACGACUUGCAAAUAAAUAAGCAUUUACGCUUUUAUUAUUGCUACCCAAACCCAACCCCAGCCCCCCCGCUCUCGCUCUCGUUCUGUGUACGUGUGUGUGUGCAGCCGUAUCUGUGUGUGUGUUCCUUGGAAAUAGCUCCCAUGUGGCGCAACGCUAAAUAAAACCAAAGGAGAGCUCUCCGCCACUUAAAAUAUCAUUUUUUGCAUACAAUCAACAUACGAAGUAUCUACAAGAUAGAAGUGUCUGUGUGUGCGUGCGGGAUCUGCUUUGAUUUGUGUGUGCUGAUAAACGGAUGAGGCACUGUCCGCCGCAACAAAUAAAAUACAAAUAUAUCCAACGAAAAAAACCACAGAAAUACCAGCAUAAAGAUAUCAAACAGACAAUGUCAGACAAUCUUCAAGGCGACGCGACGUAUACUUAAUCUUUCAUCGUGUGGAGAGUGAAGGAACAACCAUGAAUUGCCUGUGUCGGCCAUCGCGGAUUAUGUCCGUACGCAUUAAUUUGCUGGAUGAAACCGAGUUUAUACACGAGAUCAAGGAUGAUUUGCCGGGCCAGGCUCUGCUGGAUGUCGUCUUUGCCAGGCUCAAUUUAAUCGAGACCUCAUACUUCGGCAUACGUUAUAUCGACGAGGAGAAUCAAACGCACUGGCUGGACCCUGCCUCACGCAUCUCCCGUCAACUGAAACCCAAAUCGGAUCCAUACGACUUGUAUUUCGGUGUGAAGUUCUAUGCUGCCGAUCCGUGCAAGCUCCUGGAGGAAAUCACCAGAUACCAACUUUUUCUGCAAGUCAAACAGGAUGUACUUCAGGGACGACUGCCAGUGGCCUUUGAACUGGCCGCCGAGCUGGGUGCCUUUGUGGUCCAAUCCGAGCUGGGAGACUACGAUCAGCGACGCCACUCCAAGGGCUACGUCUCCGAGUUCCGGCUGCUGCCCAACCAAAGCAACGAGCUGGAGACGCGAGUCUCGGAGCUGCACCAGCAGCUCAAGGGCAUGUCCCCAUCCAGUGCCGAGCUGAACUAUCUGGACAAAGUCAAAUGGCAUGAUAUGUACGGCGUGGAUUUGCAUCCCGUUUUGGGCGAGGACAGCGUGGAGUACUUCCUGGGGCUCACGCCGAGCGGGAUUGUCGUGCUGCGCAACAAGACGACGGUGGCUCAUUACUAUUGGCCGCGCAUUGCCAAAGUUUAUUAUAAAGGACGCUAUUUUAUGCUCAGGAUAAGCGAUAAAAAUAAUGAGCUCAGCACUUACGGCUUCGAGACGCCUCGCAAAUCGGCGUGCAAACACUUGUGGAGAUGCUGCGUGGAACACCAUGCGUUCUUCAGGCAGGUGCGCGUCGCCCCGCUGCCCAGCUCCCAGUCGCAUGCAACCGAUUUGUUCCAACUGGGAUCGCGCUUCAGGCACAGUCGCCCGGACAAGCAAACGGAGAAGGAUGCACUGGCCGCCGGACGAUCCCCGCCAGCCUUCACUCGCGUGCCCUCCAAGCGCCAGCCCAGACGCGUGAUUGAUGACUUUUUUAACAGCCACAAAGGAGGAGGCACCAACGGAGCAGGAGGAGGAGCCGGAGGUGGAGGUGGCGGAGCUCUUCUAGGCGGAGUCGUUGGCAACGGAGGAGUCGUCAGCGGUGCAGGAGGAGGCAUCAACAUGGGCAACAGGCCGCUGCCACAGCCAGGUCUGGGCAACAUCUCCAACAACUAUGACAGCCCCUACCGAUCCACGUAUAGCAUUCCCACCAGCCUGGGCAUCCGACCCUGCCACCAGCAGUCCCCCCAGCAGCAGCAGCAGCAACAGAACAACAAUUCCAGCAGCUACAACAACAACAGCGGUGGCAACCUCCAGACACCUGACUCGCCGCGAAGCACGCGCAGUGCCCCAUGGCCCAGGUCGCAGCAAAGAUCGCUCUUCGGCCACAAUCCCUCGAGUCCGCGGUCCGUGAGAUCGGCCAGCACGGCGCAUCAUCACCACCAUCAUGGGCACCACAGCCAUGGCCAUGGCACCAGCCACCAUCCCCACCAGCAGUCGUCCUCGUCGUCGCACCACCAGCGACAGCAGCGGGCCAGCUCCUCAUCCGCCUCGCAUCAGCAGCAGCGCUACAGGUCCAGCUCUGUGGAGAGUCACUCCUCGAAUGAUUCCAGAUCCACAAGAAGACACAAGCAUCGCCAUCGUCGCACCUCCGACAAUGAGAGUGAACUCUCGCGAGGCUCAGGUCGUUCGGGGCGAUCGGGUCGCUCGCAUCAUCGCAAGCACCGCCGCUCGCAUAGGCAUCGGCGGGACUCGGCCGGCGGGUCCGAUCAUGACAGCACCCGGGGACGCAGUUACUCCGGACAUCGCAGCUCCUCGAUGAGGAGUGGAAGUGCCGAGCUUAUCGACUCCACGACGCAGUGGCGAGAGGUGCAACGACGACAGGCGGAGGCCAGCCUUGGCCAGAGCUCCGUCCAGCAGGCGGCAGUCUCCAAGAGCAGCAUGGUGGCCCGCAGUCUGCACAGCAACGACAGCCACUCGGACACGCACUCGCACCACAAAUCAAGGAGGCAUCGCAAGAACAAAUCUCCUUCGGAGUCGCGCAGUCGCAUGUGGAACAGCGAGCUGGCCAAGCAUCUGCAGUUCGAUCUGGUGGACACCGAGGGCAUGUCGGAGCAGCAGCUACGGGAGAUCCCCUACACAGUGGUGGAGACCACCUCAAAGCGAUCCAACUCCAAUCUGAAGAUCCACAAGAGCAACAGCAAGAGCAGCGUGGGGGCCAAGAGCACGGGCUCCGGCAACACCAUAACCAAUGGCAGUGGCUCCGCCAGUGCCGGACAGGCGAGGAUUCGCGUAGAUCGCAUCAGAGGGCUCUAUUACCAAAGUUCGCAUCCGCAUGAGGGUAACGGCGGUGGCGCCGGCGCGGGAGGAAAUGCUCCCAAGAACGGAUCCAUACGAUCGGCCAGCACGAUAUCAUCUCGAGAAUGUGAACGCAACAAUGGACUGGUUAGAAUGAUGUCUAGCAUGAGCAUGGGUGACUUCAUCUCGCCCACUGGUUCGAAUCUGAGUCCAUUGGAGAACUCCGCUCUGCGUGUCUCACAUGAGCACACGGAUUCGGGUCUAGGUGCCGAUCAGGAUUAUGCCUACUCUUCAGAAAGGUCCAGUGACAGCACACGCUAUGGCACCAACAAAUCAUCGGGCGCCUCGAGCGGAUCCCAUCGAAAGUCGGGCGGCAGCGCCGGAGGCGGCACGAAUGGCGGCUACAACAGCCUCAUGCAACAGACUGUGAGUAAUCAACAGCAGCAGCAGCGCUCGCUGUUCGCCCAACAGCAGCGGCAACAGCAGCAGCAGCAACAGCAGAAGACCAAUUACAAAUACGCCUCCUCCUCAUCGACCACUAAUCCCACAAGCGGCGGUGCGGGCGGCCUGGCGCCGGUCCACAGUGCAUCCUCUUCCUCGGGCCAUGGUCACACGACUCCCAAUACCAAUCCCAAUUCCAAUUCCAACCCCAAUCCACAAACAAACGCAACUAACCCGAUGCAGUCGCCGGCGGCUGGCCACGCCAAUCGCCUGCUCCACUACACGACCUUUGAGAACAACCAGUACAAGUUCAGCCUGAACAAUGCCCUGGCCAGGGGCUCGGGAAUGGGAUCGGGAUCGAUGGCAGGUGCCUGCGUGGCCACCGGCGGCGGCAGCAGCAGCAAUCUCAUGGUAUCAACUGGUGGCGGAGGUGCUGGUGGGGGUGGUGGUGCUUUCAGCAGGCAACGCAGCUUCGUGGAAUGGCCCAGCAAUCCGGCGGCCCCGUACUACUAUCAGGGACCCUCGACGAGUGCGGCGCAGGUGAAGAGGCGCGACGCCAAGUCGGACAUUGGGGUCCCCACGCGACGUCUCUCCGGCCAGAGCAUAACCAAGACCCAGCUCCUGACGGGCGGGGGAGGCGGUGGCCAACUGGCCAAUGCCAGCUGCUAUCCGCUGCACUACGCCAGCAGCAGCGUCACCAGCUCGGGGCAUAGCCGUCCCCCGGGUCAGCGCUCUGGGCAGGCCACAGCAUCGGGCCGCUAUGGGAUGCAGCCGGCCAAGUCGGAUCUCUUCUUGUCCUACAUCCAUGGGGCUGAGUACGAGCGGCCCUACAUCUACAACUAUAAGAUGCCGCAAAUGCCAGCCGGGUCGGGGCCGGGUGCUGGCUCUGGAGCUGCGGCUGGUGCUGGUGGCGUUCCUGGGGGAUCGCCCAAGCAGCAGCCCACCGCAUAUCACAUCUCUGGCUCCCAGACAGCCGAUCCGCCGCCACCGCCACCGCCUCUGUACGGCGGUUCGGCGCCCGCCAACGAUGUCAUGUACUAUCAGUUUGACAAAGGAGCCGCUCCGUCAACGUCAACGCCGCCCAUUGUACAGCAGCCGCAGUCAAUGCAGUCGAUGCAGUCGAUGCAAUCGAUGGCAUCGAGGCAGCCAUCGUCUUCGUCGUCGUCGGUGGCUGCCGGUCCAUUAGUCUAUCUGCAACAUGGACAGAAUGUUGCCCCAUCGAAUGUCACCUCCACGCAGCAAACUAUACGGACGCACUCGUCGUCGCAUUCCUGCAGCGAGGAAGACGAGGCCAUGAUGGUGCUGGAGGCCAUGCAACAGGAUGCGGCACAGACCACCAAUGACGAGACAGAAGACACUGAUGACAUUUAUGAUGAUGAGGCAGCCGAGGCUGAGGAUAUGUUUGAUGCAGACGCACCUUUGAUGUCGCCAACCGGCAGCCACAACAGCACCAAUAACAAUACGUGCAACAACAACGCCAUCAACAAUAACAACAACAGCAACGGAAGGCAGUGCCACACAGUGCCGGCAGUGGCAGGAACACAGGCGGGCAAUAUUAAUUUCGAUAAUUGCAAUGCGAAUGUCUACAGUGGUCAACAGCAGCAGCAGCAGCAGCUAGGCCCAAUUACCACAGCAAACCAAACGUUAAAUUGUCCCACACAGAACGCAAAUACAAACACCAAUAUAAAUACGAAUGUCAAGUCCAGUAGCAAUACCAAUCCCACUACCAAUACCAGUACCAUUGCGAAUGCUCCAACUAGCGGUCCCCCGUCCAACGUAGCUGCCCCAAGCACCUCGACAACAACAACAGCAGCGGCAGCAACACCAGCAGCAGCAGCAUCAUCAUCGGCAACAACAACUCUAACGAACUUGCACUCGAAUUUACAACAAAAUCAAAACAUUUCCUCCAGCUUAGAGAUAAUCCUAUCGCCAAUUAUCCAAAGUAGUCGACGAGCGCAAUUCCAAAGCCCGCCACCGCCCACAACAACGUUCCUGCCCUGGCAGUAGGACCCGGUGGCAGCUCCUCGAAUCCGCCACCCACGGCCUUCUGCAAACUUUGGUUGCAGCAACAGGAA
Drosophila persimilis is the source of this 5971-nucleotide messenger RNA. Its product is annotated as filaggrin. Bases 1095 to 5903 code for a protein of 1602 amino acids. The record is from RefSeq and is a predicted model, not a curated record. The transcript has 18 exons. Gene Ontology annotation, cellular component: cytoskeleton. NCBI's taxonomy places the organism in Eukaryota, Metazoa, Arthropoda, Insecta, Diptera, Drosophilidae.